AUGAUCAAAGAGAUUCUGGUAGUGCCGGACCCGGGGCGGAAGAAAACCCAGUUGCAACUGCAACAACAGACAUAUAUCGAUUGGGUGGUGGCCUCUCUACCUCAACAGGAGGCUGAUUACCUAUUGGGUAACAAAGACCUUGAUGGCCUGAUCUUUGCGGCUACAGUCCAGCAGUUGCGUGGCCAAGAGCUUCCUGAAGGACACAAGAUGGUGUAUAUUAAUGAAGUGUUAUUGAUGUGGCACACGAUUGACGUGUCACCCAACAACUGCCUGCGGGCAUGCUACAUGGAUUUCAAAACAUUCACCGAAAUCAUUCACAUGCGCCUGGAUAAGCUACAGCUGGCCAUGAAAAAAUUUGCGGCCGUAUGGGGAGGUUUAGAUUUGACCAAAAAUUACAGAGAGGCCCCAGUUUUGUUCCGCCUUUCCAAUUCCUCACGCGAUCAAGGGGAUUCAACUUUAUGUUGCACGUUUGAGAGAUACAUGUGGGCAUUGCGCAGGUUGGAAGGCGUGCUUCCGGUAUGGCCGGGCAUCUUGGAGUGCCGGGCUGCAUCUCAUGACUACAAUGCCAUUACCUUGUUGGAUUCCAUCGCUCGAGACGUCACCCAAUCUCAUCGCCCCACGACAGAGCUAAUCACUUCAGGGACGAGGCUUGAUCCACAGAUUCCCAAACCUGUGGUUCUAAAACGUGAAGCCAGCGCCUCAAGACAGUUCAUCAAAUAUCCUGUGAAGCAAAAGAUGCUGGACGAGGCGAAGGAAUGCGGGGAAUAUCGAUUAUUCAUGCAACCGUAUGUCCCUGAGUGGGACGAGGUAGGCCAGUGGCGUUGUCUCAUGGUCAAUCAAGCCCUUUUCUGUAUCUUCAUUCACCCCGGAUCUUCCAGGCUGACCCACCACAAUUCCCGUGUCUUGGACCACAGCCUGCGGGAGGAUGGAUGGAGUUUGAAGGAACUGGGCAUGCUCAGAAAAUCCAAUCCGGAUCACUGCAAUUUCAUGAUUCGUGAGGGUGGAACGAGGGCAGAAAUUUCCCGGGCUCAGGCAGAAAUCCAGGAGUUCUUGGUGACGACACUAGCGGUCUUCAUCCGAGGAGAAGAGGUGAUGUUGGGUCGUCAGGGCCUUGAGAACAGGUUACGGCCAUCGUCCUUGAGGGUUUCUGCACGGGUAGAUCUCUCCGUCAUCACCGAUCCUGAAAGCAAGAAGCUCCAUUACUUCGUAACUGGUGUCUCACGAGGCCCGGGCAUGAUGUUGUAUGGCUCGGUCGACACCAAUACCAUCCGGAGGUACGCACUAGAGUUCGCACAUCCCUUCGAAUGCUGGAUUGGUCCACGCAAUCCACGUCCUCAAACCACGUCCUCGAUAUGA
Messenger RNA from Suillus fuscotomentosus, 1356 nucleotides. RefSeq lists its product as uncharacterized. NCBI's taxonomy places the organism in Eukaryota, Fungi, Basidiomycota, Agaricomycetes, Boletales, Suillaceae. Bases 1 to 1356 code for a protein of 451 amino acids. The record is from RefSeq and is a predicted model, not a curated record. The transcript has 4 exons.